Messenger RNA from Colletotrichum karsti, 2532 nucleotides. RefSeq lists its product as uncharacterized. The transcript has 2 exons. Gene Ontology annotation, molecular function: DNA binding; zinc ion binding; DNA-binding transcription factor activity, RNA polymerase II-specific. The coding region runs from base 1 to 2532 and encodes 843 amino acids. The record is from RefSeq and is a predicted model, not a curated record. Gene Ontology annotation, biological process: regulation of DNA-templated transcription; DNA-templated transcription. Lineage: Eukaryota; Fungi; Ascomycota; Sordariomycetes; Glomerellales; Glomerellaceae.
AUGACACCACCGGCAUCAGGCUCAUCGGCGGCCAAACCCCAACAACCAGAUCAAGGCGGCAAACAACCCCUCAGCUGCGCCAACUGCAGGCACCGCAAGAUCAAGUGCGACAAGGUCCAGCCGCGAUGCACGCAGUGUGAGCGCGCCGACCUCGACUGCGUCUUCCCCUCGCGCAAGCGCAACCGGAAGCCCCGCCAGGGCCGCCAGAGCGAGCUCCUCAACCGCAUCACGCGCCUCGAGAGCAUCGUCUCAAAGGUCGACUCCGGAAACCUCGACAGUAAAGAUGGCGCCGCCGCCGCCGCCGCCUCCUCUGGGGCCGUUGCCGCCGCGACGGCCGCCGCCGCCCGGGUCUCCGCCGCCCGCGGGAGGAGCAGCUCCGCGGCGCCCAGCGACUCGGAGCCGUCUGAGCCCGCCGCCCCGGGGUGGGACCAGCCCGCGCCGGCGGCGAAUCUGAUGAGCGCCGAGUUCUGGGAGAACCUCUGCCAGGAGGUCGAGGGCAUGAGGCAGGCGCUGGACCAGCCCUCGGACGGCGACGAGUCGUCCGAGGACGAGGCGCCCACGACGAGCCCCGAGAGCUCCACCAACAAGGGGCUCACCCCGCCGGCGCUGUCCGGGCUGAUCUCGAGCAGCGGCGUCCUGAGCAGCACCGACAACGAGCUGAAGCACCCCCCGCGCGAGCACAUUUUGUAUAUGUGCCGGGUCUUUUUUGAGAAUGUCGAUCCCGCGUUCAAGGUCCUGCAUCGGCCGACGACGUCGGCUGAGCUGGAGGCUUUUGCGAAUUCGUCCACUAGACGAAUCGACGAUGCUACGGAAGCGUUGUUCUUUUCGAUGUAUUUUGGAGCUAUUACGAGUCUAUCUAAUGCGGCAUGUUUGAAGAAUCUAGGCGAGGAGAGGAGUAUUCUCGCUCAGCGAUAUAGGGACGGCGUCGAGAGGGCGCUUCACAAGGCGGAUUACCUUAACAGCACCGAGAUCAAAACCCUCCAAGCGCUCACAUUCUACGUCUGCUUCCUCCGCACCCACAACGCGUCCCGCGCCACCUGGGCCCUGAUCCCGCUGGUCGUCCGCCUAGCCCAGGCCCUGCACCUCCACCGCGACGGCGUCUCGCCCCCGCUCCCGCCCUUCGAGGCCGAGAUGCGCCGCCGGCUGUGGUGGAUGAUCGUGGUCCUCGACAUCCGCGCCGCCGAGGACCGCGGCACCGACGCCGCCAUCGCCCGCCAGUCCUACAACACCCGGCUCCCCUUCAACCUCGACGACGGCGACUUCGGCCCCUCCACGACCGCCCCGCUCGAGGACAGGACCGGCCCGACCGAGAUGACCUUCUGCCUCUGCACGUCCAUGAGCUCCGGCAUCUUCGGCAACCUCCGGCCCCGGCACCCGCAGCUCGCGCUGGACCACGACGGCACCCCGGAGCCGACGACGAGCGAGGACGAGAUCAUGGCCCACGCGCAGAGGCUCGAGGCGCUGUUCGGGACGGCGCCGCCCAAGACGACACCCAAGGACGGCAGCGGCGGCGGCAGUGGCGGAACGGCCGAGGCGGAGGACGCGUCGCACCUGCCGGCGAACCACGCGGCGGUGACGGUGCGGAUCAUCAUCCUGAAGAUGUGGCUGUCGGCGCAGUACCCGUUCACGCCGCGGGCGGCGGCGGCGGCGGCGAAGCCGCGCGUGGCGAGGGAGACGAUGCUGCGGACGGCGGUGAACACGAUCGAGCUGGUCGAGUUCAGCACGAGCACGUACCGGGAGCGGUUCGGGUGGUGGAUCGACAGCUACGUGCAGUGGCAUCCGCUCGCGGUGGCGCUGGCGGAGCUGUGCGUGCAGACGAGGGGGGAGCUGGUGGAGCGGGCGUGGAAGGUGGUGGACAGGAACUUCUCGGAGAUGGGGGCGAGGAUCGCGGACACGAGGAGGGGCACGCUCUGGCGGCCGCUGAAGAAGUUGCUCAGGAAGGCGAGGGCUGCGCGGGCGAAUGCUCUGAUGGGGGAUUUGAAGAUUGGUGCCGGACCCGUGGGCAGUGCUGCUGCUGGUGCUGCUGGAGCGGUAGGCGGUGCGGCUGCCAGACCGGCGCCGGGACCGAGACCAGCUCCCACUGCCGGGAAGAUAGAGGAAGAGGAGGAUGACGAUGAGGAUGACGAGGAUGAGGACGGGGAGGGAGAUAUGGACGUCGAUGUUGAGGCUGUCGAGAAUCGCCAAGCAAUGCCGCCACCUAUGGCGCCUCCUGCGGUGCCUCCUGCGGUGCCUCCUGCGGCGCCUACCGGCGUCGGCGUCGGUAUCGGACCCGGUGCCGGUGUCGGUGUUGGCGUAGGUGCUCCCAUCGGGGGCGGAUUGGGAGGAGGGGCCAACAUCAUGGACGAUCUGCGGGCCAACGCGUCCAUCGCGCCCAUGGCUCCGUUCGGCAACACGCCCAUGUGGGAACACCCGCAGGAUCUGAUCAACCACUUCGGGUUCCCGAUGGACGCCGGGGAGUUCUCGUGGGAUUGGAGCACGUGGAACGAGUUCGUGGACGACGCCAACACGGAAAGGUCGCCUGGGGACGGGUGA